AUGGAACCUUCGCAUACGAUUCUUUUGGUUCAGCCGGUGGCACGCGUGGAAUCACGAACUUGGUCCGAUUAUGAGACAACAGAAGACUGCAUCGAAGGAAUUUGUAAGAUUUUCGAAGAACACUUGAAAAAGCACAAUCCGAAUACGGCAUCCAUCACGUACGAUGUUCAGAAUUUAUUCGAUUUCAUUGAUCGUUUGACGGAUCUGUCAUGUUUGGUCUGGGAUAGUUCGACAAACACUUAUGCGCCACAUAAUAAAGAAUGGAUCAAACAAGAGAUUUAUACGCUGCUCCGAAAACAGGCUUCCAUGUGA
This is a messenger RNA of Gongylonema pulchrum, 312 nucleotides long. Lineage: Eukaryota; Metazoa; Nematoda; Chromadorea; Rhabditida; Gongylonematidae. The record is from the annotation of a GenBank genome assembly.